UGAGCCUGAACCUGAGAGCCGGGAGAGCUUUCUCACCCACCCAGCUCGACAGCAAGGACACCUACAGGGGGACAAAAAUCCGACCGUCCCCCGCAGCCCCCGCGGCCCCACGGCAGGCUGCCUGGCGCUGUGCAGUUAGUGAUGGAAUAAACAGCACUUUCCUUUGGAUGGAUUACACUACAUGUGAACUGCCUGUUACUGCAAGAAUAAGAAAAGCCAUUUGCUUUCAUUUGUUAAAUAUCAGCUUGACAGCAAAAAGCUUCUGAAUGGUUCCCACUCACAGCAGACCAUCAAUUGAAUGGGAUCAGCACUUCUCCUACUGAAAUAUCUGAAGUUAAGGAUUUGGAAAAGAGGUUUUUGCAGAGAUGACCCAUUUACAGGCUGGACUUAGUCCAGAGACUAUAGAGAAAGCCCGCCUGGAACUGAAUGAAAACCCAGACAUUUUGCAUCAGGAUAUCCAGCAAGUCAGGGACAUGAUCAUCACAAGGCCUGACAUUGGGUUUUUACGUACAGAUGAUGCCUUCAUCUUGAGAUUUCUCCGAGCCAGAAAGUUUCACCAAACUGAGGCCUUCAGACUGCUGGCUCAGUACUUCCAGUACCGCCAGUUAAAUCUGGAUAUGUUCAAAAACUUCAAAGCUGAUGAUCCAGGAAUCAAACGGGCUCUGACAGAUGGGUUCCCAGGAGUACUGGAAAAUCGUGACCACUGUGGCAGGAAGAUUCUUCUGCUUUUUGCAGCCAACUGGGAUCAGAGUAGGAACUCCUUCAUAGAUAUCCUCCGGGCUAUCCUGCUGUCCUUGGAAGUGCUCAUUGAAGAUCAGGAGCUUCAGAUAAAUGGCUUCAUUCUAAUUAUAGAUUGGAGCAACUUCUCCUUCAAGCAAGCCUCCAAGCUUACGCCAUCUAUCCUCAAACUGGCAAUUGAAGGGCUACAGGACAGCUUUCCUGCCCGUUUUGGAGGAGUCCAUUUUGUCAACCAGCCCUGGUACAUCCAUGCCCUGUACACGUUAAUCAAGCCGUUCCUCAAAGACAAGACAAGGAAAAGGAUCUUUCUUCAUGGUAACAACCUGAACAGCCUUCACCAGCUAAUACACCCUGAAUGCCUGCCCUCUGAAUUUGGGGGCACUCUUCCUCCAUACGACAUGGGGACAUGGGCUCGAACGUUACUCGGUCCUGACUACAGUGAUGAAAACGAGUAUACUCACACCUCCUACAACGCCAUGCAUGUGAAGCAUGCGUCCUCCAACCUGGAGCGGGAGGCCUCGCCCAAACCCAUGAAAAGGUCCCAGUCUGUGGUGGAAGCUGGCACGCUGAAACAUGAAGACCAGGGAGAAAGCGAGAACACCCAACCGCUGCUGGCUCUGGACUGAGCUCCCAUGUGCUCAACAUGCACGUAUACAUCAACAGACUUCCACCAUACCAGGAACCCACAGAGCACACAACACACAUACUCAUGCCCGUGUUUUGCUUGAGAACAAGUCCUUCAUGUUUCUUGACAAGUAACAACUGUCACCAGCCAUCUGUCUGUGAAGCCAACACUGAACAAAAACUGAGAAAUUUCUAUUGACACAGGAGUCUGUCCACAGAAAAAAACCUCUUUCUUUUUUUGACUUACGACAUUAAAGCAUUGGAAAUUAUGGGACUGCAUUCUCUGUUAAAGAAACCAGGGUGUGUCAGUAGCUUUCCUGAAGACUCCAUCAGGGACGGUCAGUUUUACAGAAGCAAAGGUUAAGUGUGUUUUAAAGAGAAACAAUUCAAACUUAAACAACUUUGCACUGUAAUCAUCAGUUUAAUCUGGCACAGAGGGCAGAAACAGCAGCAUCAACAGAGCACUCAAGUUUUACAGGAAGAUUUUGCAUUAAGAAAACAAAACAAAUCAGUGAGAGCAUAAUGCCAUUCAACAUGACACUUUGUGACCACCUCAUCCAUGCUGCUUACUGGGGGUCACAUUUCGACAUCUAGCAAAAAUUACUCUUAACUUUCAAAGCCCGUAUGAAACUGUUGGCUAAGUGGAAUGAGCAGUGUGGGCAGCAGAUGCACACAAUAUGAAAUGCAAUUAUUUAAUUUAAUGAUGUGUUUUUCCACAGGCAACUUGGGAGACUAUUAGAGAAGUGUGUGUGUGCACAUGUGUGCGUAUGCGGAAGGGGGCUGCUAGGGAGACCCAUUGGACGCAUUCAGCAGUGAUUAAUGGUUCAAUCCAGAUUGUUUCAUUUAGGUCACAACAGCAAAUAUAAGCUCGGCAGAACCAUUUACCCCCUUCCCUCAUGCAGUAUAGUGAAAGGUGUAGCCAGAAGGGUAUGCUUAUUGCAGAUGUGGGCCAUUAUUAAAAUGAAAAAGGAAAACUUUGAAUUUAUUAUUCAGUACAAGCUUCUGCCAGAAGGAAAUGUGGACGAAUAGAAGAACUGAAAUGCCAAAGAUCAGUUUGUUAUUUCUCUGUUUGCUCUAGCUGCAAAGAGAGCCCCAUCUCUUCAUUGAAAUGGAAACCAGAUUAAAGAAAUAAAAGAAAAAUCGUUAUCAAA
Molecule: messenger RNA, 2513 nt
Organism: Pezoporus flaviventris
Lineage: Eukaryota; Metazoa; Chordata; Aves; Psittaciformes; Psittacidae
Gene: CLVS1
Product: clavesin 1
Exons: 6
Coding region: 366-1364 (332 amino acids)
Cellular component (GO): membrane
Molecular function (GO): phosphatidylinositol bisphosphate binding
Source: RefSeq, a predicted model, not a curated record